AUUCUUAGCUUCGUCCCGAUGGACUUGAAGACAUGCUACCAGAAGGCGGACACGAACUUCCUGUCGCGGUCGGAGACGAUAUUCGUCGGCAUGCCGUGUAACUUCCAGAUGUUGUCGAUGAAGAGUCGAGCAACACCUUCGGCGUUCACCUUCUUGAUAGAGUCGACGCCCCGCUCCGUUCGCGGCAGAUCAGUGAUGAAGUCCAUGGAGAUGGAUCUCCAACGCUCGUCUGGAAUACUGAGUGGCUCGAGCAAUCCAGGAGGUUUCGUCAACCGCGGCUUUGUCAAGUACGUACGUUCCGCACCGGGAUGGCCUCCGCAGUUGGUGUCGUGA
Messenger RNA from Phytophthora sojae, 333 nucleotides. RefSeq lists its product as hypothetical. The record is from RefSeq and is a predicted model, not a curated record. The annotation marks the transcript as partial. Lineage: Eukaryota; Oomycota; Peronosporomycetes; Peronosporales; Peronosporaceae. The transcript has 3 exons.